Molecule: messenger RNA, 3530 nt
Organism: Peromyscus eremicus (cactus mouse)
Lineage: Eukaryota; Metazoa; Chordata; Mammalia; Rodentia; Cricetidae
Gene: Btbd18
Product: BTB domain containing 18
Exons: 4
Coding region: 728-2911 (727 amino acids)
Biological process (GO): positive regulation of transcription elongation by RNA polymerase II
Molecular function (GO): protein binding
Source: RefSeq, a predicted model, not a curated record
AGGAAGGAAGUCGUCGGAGCCCUCGACGCCCGGAGCGCGAGGAUGGCCGCGCGCGGUGUGUAGCCCGGGCCGCGUGGCCUCAGGCCCUCGUUGUCACCGCUGCCCAGUGCAUGUGGGUGCUGGAGACCCGGCGAGGCCUGCGGGCGCCAGGGAGAGACUGCAAACCACGUGCGGGCCAAGUCAGCGGUGUCCGUGAGGGUCAGCCCUGGUUUCGGGCCUCCACCAGCUCCAUGCUCCAUUCCCAGAAACCCUCGCGCCGGAGAUCCCUCUUUACAGGAGUUGGGCCCCUGGGCCCGGAGUGUGCGGGGUGACCUGCUUUGCAGGGCCUUCUGUGACGCCGUUUUCUCCGCUAACCCUCGUUCCCGUGUUUCUGGACUGGGAGGGGAAUCGCUGAGGCUGUUGGCCCACCUGGGCUGCAUUGCGCAGCCUUUCGGCUAAGAGACUGGACAUUCGGAGGAAACAAAGCUACUGGACAACAGGACCCGAAGAAACAGAGGACAACAGGAGCAAGUUUGUUGCAAAAACGAUUCCAGGUUGGGUCUGAGGACAAGGCUAGGCAUUGGUAUUUUGGAAAUCCUCCCGGCCCCCCAGCAACAGUUUUGACGUGAACUAUUUGGACUCUUCAGUGCUACCUGACCGAAAACUCCAUAACUGUACCGGAAAAGGAACACACAGCUGUGCAGAAUCUGAACCGUGAAAACCUGUAAGGUUAUUUACCAAAUACAACAUGUGCUCUCCUGCCAGUUCCAAAAUCCUGUACAGGAAUCCCCGGUUCCUCCGGGUAGCUUUUCUGCAGCUUCAUCACCAGCAGCAGAGCGGUGUGUUUUGUGAUGCCCUUCUGCAGGCAGAGGGUGAGGCUGUCCCAGCCCACUGCUGCAUCCUGUCUGCCUGCAGUCCCUUCUUCACAGAACGCCUGGAGCGGGAAAGGCCAGUUCAGGGUCGGAAGGUGGUACUGGAGCUGGGAGGCCUAAAAAUCAGGACACUUAGGAAGCUGGUGGAUUUCCUGUAUACUUCAGAGAUGGAAGUAUCUCAGGAAGAAGCCCAGGAUGUGCUCUCUGCUGCCCGUCAGCUCCGAGUGUCCGAGCUGGAAACCCUUCAGCUAGAGGGUGGGAAAUUAGUAAAGGCUCCUCAGGGCCGAAGACUAAACAGAGAAUGCUUACAACCACCAAGUGCUGCACCAAUCUCUGCCAGAGUGGUAGCACCUAGCCGCCGCCCUCGAACUCCACUGCCUGUCACCCAGACUCCUAGUCCUCUUGGAGCAGUGAGGUUUAAGUCCUUAGGGGAAGAAGAGGGGCCUCACAAAAAGAGCAACCUACCAAAUGUAGAGAGCUUGUCAGACACCCUUCUACUCAAAAAGAAAGCCAGGAUUUGCUUGACUCAAGAAAGAAGCUCAUCUCCAUCAAGCCAGAGAGAAGGGCCAAAGGAGUACAAGAAUAACCCUGCUCUAGGUCCUACAGCACUUUCCCAUCCCAGCUUGUACCGUUCUGUGGAUGAGCAACUGUUGCCCAGAAAGAUCAGGCUGAGUCGCUCAAAGCCAUCAUCCCAUGUCUGUACAUCUAAGCCUUCUAGUGUUUUAAGUGGUCCCAGUUCAGUGCCCACAGUCCCUGGCCGGCGUCUUUGGAGGCAGAGAAGUGUAAGUAAAUCAUCACAGGGUGUGGACAAGCAGAAGCCAGGGAAAGUCAGUCCUCUACAGAGCACUUCAGACCCACCUGAUGUUAGGAAGACAGGUGGGAGCAAGAAGCAGAGCCCUGAAUUCAGAGCACUCACCUCCAACUCUGUGGAAGAGGGGCAGGUUGGAAGAGUAAAGCUUAGGAAGAUUGUCAAUGGUACCUGCUGGGAGGUGGUCCAGGAGCCUCCCCUCAGAAACACUCAAGAUAGUCCCCAGAUCUUAGAACCCUCAGAUGUAGGAGAGCCUCCAGGAACUUCGCUGUCCUCAGUUAAUGAGCAGGAAACACCUGCUAGAUUACAACUGUGUCAGGACUCCCCAGAGAGCCCUAGGCUACAAGACAUUUUGCUCUCUGCUAGCCACUCCCCGGACCACCCUGUGGUGAAGUCAGAGUUUGGGUCCAGUCCAUUGCUGAUAGGGAAGGAACCUGUGUUGAAUAUUGACUGCAGAGAGCCCUAUACAUUUGACACAACCCUGCUAGGCCAGCCCUGUGAAGCUGAGCAGUAUCGAAUCACAAGUGCUGCAGCCACCAGUGAGCUGGAAGAGAUUUUGGACUUCAUGCUAUGUGGCUCAGAUGUUGAGCCACCAGUAGGGUCUUUGGAGAGUCCUGGGGCUGAAGGCUGCAGAACCCCAAGUUAUCACCUAUCAGAAACAGGAAAGAAUUGGAUUGAAGGGGAAGAAUGGUGUUUGCCAGACAUGGAACUGUGGCCCAGAGACCUCACAGGAUUGGAAAAGGAACCUGUUGUCGAGAACAAAGAGCCAGUUGAGCCCUGUAGUCCCCUUGUCAUGCGCUCUGAGAACACAGAAUCAAUUGAGCCCCUUAGCCCCCUUGUCAUGCCCUCUGAGGUGAGUAGAGAGGCACUUUCACGGAGAGGCUCUUGGACUCCAGAUCUUGAAAUUACCAGCUCCCAGCCACUGGAUGGUCAGGGAGAAAAACUUCUCCACCUUGACUCCCCUGACUCUUCCCAAAGGUCUUAUAGGGACCUCUCACUUCUAUGCUCAAAUUGGGCAGAGACAGGGCUGGAAGUGUCCCUAGGCAUGGAUGAGGUAUUAUCUCCUGCUCCCAAGGCAGUCAGGGAAGUGUCUGCUAACCCUGAACUGCUGGACCCGUUUCCUGGCAGUUCUGAAGAUGAAAUUGAUGUGGUAGACUGGCCAGUGGAGGGUAGGCUGGGGCCCACUAGUGUUCCCUCUGUCUGGCCUGACCCCUCCUCAGAGUCAGAAACAGAGGUAGAUAUACUAACAUAGUGGAGGCAGAGGGCAGGUUAGAGCUCCUAGGAGGGUGACAACUGUUGAUCAGCAAAAGGCUUUCUUGGCAGAAAAGCAAGCACAUGUCUCCUCCUCUCAGCACUGAUCUCCCCUUCCCAGGUUUGUGCACCAGGCAGAAAUCUAAUAAAUAGCAAUACCAUGGAUAGAAAAUUAUGAACUUGAGCUAUUUCUUUGUAAUCCAUUUUUCAGUGAUAAAAUAAUUGUGGUCCCCAACUCUAGUUAAGACAUAGGAAUAGUUAAGACUAGGCCUUUUACAGUUCAUGAGAUAUCUGACAGUCACUGAAAAUUCAGGAAAACUUAGAACUGUUUGUGGUUGGGUUCUAUUUAAAGAAUGUUUGAGAAGGAAUGAAGCUAUGUUAGGUGUAACACUGGAAUGAGAGUGGGAUCUCCUGAAAUUACCCAGGCUGGCACUCAACUUUGACUCCUGCCUCAGCCUCCUGUAGCUGGUGUUCUAGGACUGUGCCACUAAGCCCAGCCUAUGGGGCUUACUCACUGCCAGUAUGAGAAGUCUAGCAAAAGCCUCCACAGGGGCCUGGAAGAUGUUACCUCCAAAACCACUUCCAAGAAGUAGAUUAAAAGUAGUUGCUUUAAAAAAAGA